AUGGGAGGCUUGAAGAGGAAGAUACCGACUGAUAAGAAAAUAGAGAGGAAAGAAUCUAAAUCGGUUGCUUUCUCCAAGCGCCGUAAAGGUCUUUUCAGCAAAACCGCCCAGCUUUGUGUUCUCUCCGGUGCUCAAGUUGCUAUCUUAGCAACUCCACCUUGCUCCAAAUCCAACGUGUCAUUCUACUCUUUUGGUCACUCUUCGGUUGAUAACGUCGUCUCUGCUUUCCUCAAGGACCAGUAUCCUCGGGAAGAUCAUCUAGGGUCAGAGUUUUGGUGGGAAGACAAGCGUCUUGCCGAGUCGGAGGAUCCCAAGGAGUUGAGUGAAGCGGUGGACUCUAUUUCGAGGAUGAUGCAGAAUCUCAAAGGGUUACGUUCGAAGGCCUUGGCAAAUCGUGAGGAUGCAAAGAAGAAGAAGAAGGAAGUUGUUUUUGAUCAAAGCCAAACCCUAAAUUUUCAGUCCGCUGGUGCAAGUAGUAGCUACAUUCAUGAGGAUCAACCUGAGAAUCUCCAAGGGCUUGUCAAGAUCUUUAAAGAAGAGGAUCAGAAAGUAGCAGUUUCUGACAAGAACAACAACAACAACAAGGAUGUUAUACAAGGAACUCAUCAGGAGCUUGAUGGAGACCAAGCCCUAGGUUUCGAGUCUUAUUUGGCAAGUCUUUGCAUUCAAGACGUUUCACCAGAGAAUGUGGAGGGGUUUGUCAACAACAGUGAGAUCGCAACGAGUUCUGACAGCAACAACAACAACAACGGUUUACUUGAAAACUUGGAUGGGUUUGAUCAAGCGCUUAAUCUUGAUGAUGACUUCUUUGACUUUGAGAUGAACUCUGACGGUUUUAUAGCUACAAAUUUGGAGAUGAAUGUUGCCUCAACGAAUGGAUAUUCAUGCGCUGGUUCUGGCUCUGAAGAUGGAGCAAUGGUGAUGAUUCCAAGUAAUUCUAGUGAGGAUAAUCAGAUGGUAGCGGUUUCUGACAGCACCAAUGCUUUACCAGGAAACUUAUAUGGGUGCUAUCAAGAGUUUGAUAUUGACCAAAUCUUUGAUUUCGUGGAGAGUACUGAAGAUCUAUCCAUGAACUCUGAGGUGGAUGUUGCCUCCAUGAUCGCCUCACUUAUGGAAAAUUAAACAUUCUCCUAUGUAGUACCAUAAUUUGUCACAUUUGAUAUUCUUACUUUAAAUUUUUUUAAGUAUGCAUAUGUUUUUAAUUUGAUAUGAGUGAAACAAAUAGUAUAAAUUAGACAUAAUUAACCUUACACUAAACAAGUUUCUUGAAUUUUGUUGAACAUGGAACAUGAGAAUCUCCACUUCUCUGAUUUUUUCAAUGGUUUGUUUUCCAAUGAAUUUUGAAAGUCAUUCAAGGUAACACAGUGGUAGAAACAUUGUGUGUCACAUCUCUUGUGCCAAGUUUGGUGAAUGAAUAAGUUGAAGUUGAGCCAAAGAAAAGAUAACACGUUAACGUAUGGAUUGGAUUAUUUCAAGUAGUUUUGGUAGGAUCUGGUUUGACUUCUGUCAAUUUUCCAAUCUUUGGAUGUUGACCGAACUCAAACCGGUUUAAUUUUGGUUUUAUCUUGGUUAAUAAUAAAAACUCAUUUUACUUUUUUUUCUUCUGCCGAGUAUGGAGCAUCUUUUAUCUCACAUGAAACCUACUAAUUUCUUAUUAACCAAAAAUUGAUUUUUGAAUCAAUGAGUAUUACAAGAGAAAGCAUACACAUUGCCAGAUACAAAAUUGAUAAAUAAAUAAAUAUCCUUAUGACUAUGAGAGAUAGAAAACCAAAAUUCAAAAAAAAAAACUCUUAUUAGUUAAUCAAUCAUAUGAGAUCAAUUAUGGUAACAAAUGCAUGAACUUUGUUUACAAAAGAAAAACAAAAAAAAAAACAAAUGCAUGAACUUUGUUUAAU
Molecule: messenger RNA, 1895 nt
Organism: Brassica napus (rape)
Lineage: Eukaryota; Viridiplantae; Streptophyta; Magnoliopsida; Brassicales; Brassicaceae
Product: agamous-like MADS-box protein AGL97
Exons: 1
Coding region: 1-1122 (373 amino acids)
Biological process (GO): positive regulation of transcription by RNA polymerase II
Molecular function (GO): protein dimerization activity; RNA polymerase II cis-regulatory region sequence-specific DNA binding; DNA-binding transcription factor activity, RNA polymerase II-specific
Source: RefSeq, a predicted model, not a curated record